Molecule: messenger RNA, 909 nt
Organism: Magnolia sinica
Lineage: Eukaryota; Viridiplantae; Streptophyta; Magnoliopsida; Magnoliales; Magnoliaceae
Product: putative pentatricopeptide repeat-containing protein At5g40405
Exons: 1
Coding region: 1-909 (302 amino acids)
Biological process (GO): RNA modification
Molecular function (GO): protein binding; zinc ion binding; RNA binding
Source: RefSeq, a predicted model, not a curated record
AUGUAUGCAAAGUGUGGGAGGAUAGAUCAAGCCAUAUUGGUCUUUAAUACAAUGCAUGAGAAGGAUGUGUUAGCUUGGACUGCAGUGAUUUUAGGCCUGGCAAUGCAUGGCGAUGGAAAAUCCGCUCUCACUCACUUUUCGUUGAUGCAAAGGGAAGGGAUUCAGCCUAACAGAUUGACAUAUAUUGGUGUUCUCAAUGGCUGCAGCCAUUCGGGCCUCGUUCAAGAAGGUCAGCAGCAUUUCAGUGAGAUGACAUCUUUGUACAACAUAGAGCCUGAGGUUGAGCACUAUGGAUGCAUGGUUGAUCUUCUCGGCCGUGCUGGUUACUUAGAGGAAGCAGAUGAGCUCGUCCAAAACAUGCCGAUGGAACCAAAUGCUGUUAUAUGGGGGUCAUUGUUAGGCGCUAGUAGAGUUUAUAACAAUGUCAAUUUUGCUGAAAAGGCAGCAAAGCAUCUUCUUGUUCUAGAGCCUCAUAAGGAUGUUGUAUAUGUACUCUUAUACAAUGUAUAUGCGAGUUCUAGAAGAUGGGCCAAUGCCGCUCAGAUCAGGGGCAUGAUGGAAGAGAUGGGGAUAAAAAAGAUAGCUGGGUGUACUUCCAUUGUGGUGGAUGGGCAAAUACAUGAAUUCACUACAGGCGAUAGAUCGCAUUCUCAAUUUGAGGAAAUCCAAUUGAUGAUCAGUGAAAUGGCAAAGCAACUGAAGUUGGCAGGACAUGAGCCAGGCACGUUGGAAAUCUCACUGGAUAUCGAUGAGGAGGAAAAGGAAGAUGCUUUGUUUAAUCACAGCGAAAAGAUGGUUAUUGCUUUUGGGAUUAUGAGAUUAGGGGCCAAUCUACCUAUUCAUGUACUUAAGAACCUGCGAGUGUGCAGAGAUUGCCACUCUGCAAUCAAGUUAAUUGCUAAGAUAUAG